UCAAUUUCAGAAUAGAUUUUUAUAUAUUAAAAUAUUUAUACAUUGUAUUGAAAAUGGUGAAAUCAAUUAUUCUCAUCUCAUUAUUAUUGGUGUUUACAAUUUGUGAUGCUGAGGAAACAAAAUCUAAAUGUGAUGGAUGCCGAGAUCUUUCAAGGGGAAUUUUAGAUGGUCUGGAUAAAACAAAAAAGAAGAAUUUUGAAGGUGGCGAUGUCGCAUGGGAGGAGAAAAAGCUUGGAAAAUAUAAAACAAGUGAAACAAGAUUGGUUGAAAUAUUAGACACAUAUGCUUGUAGCAAAAUCAAUCAUAGAUGUAACACUAUCUUAGAAGAAAAAGAAGAAAAAAUUGAAUAUUGGUACAAAAACCUACAAGAUGAGAAGCCAUUGUUUGAUUAUCUCUGUGUUGAAGAAGCGCAAGUUUGUUGUCCUGAUGAUACUUUUGGAGCAGAUUGUGAAGAUUGUCCAAAAGGUACAUCCGACAAGGUUUGCUUUGGACGUGGAAAGUGUGAAGGAGCUGGUGAUCGAGAGGGAUCAGGCAAAUGUGUUUGUGAUGAUGGAUAUUCUGGUGAAUUUUGCAGCGAUUGUGGAGAUCAACAUUUUGAAACCUUUCGUAAUGAUACUUAUACUAUGUGUGCACUAUGUCACAACUCAUGUAAAACAUGCAAAGGUAAUAAAUCGACCGAAUGUUCAACAUGUAUGGAUGGAUAUAGAUCAGAAGAAAAUAUUGAUAAUGAAGAUGAAUUAAAAUGUGUUGAUAUAAAUGAAUGCGUUGAACAAGCAAACCUGUGUCCUGUUGGUACAUACUGUGCGAAUAAUGAAGGAUCAUAUUCUUGCGAAGACAUUGAUGAAUGUGCCAGUGGAGCAAUCUGUCUUGGUAUGUACGAAGUUUGUGUCAAUACACUGGGACACUACAAGUGCGCAUGUGCACGAUAUUUCAGGAGAGAUCCCGUUUCUGGGCAGUGCCAGCCCGAUCCCAACAUAUACUCAAGAAUGGUACCACCUUCUGCUCCUAGCAAGGCAGCAGACAAGGGAAAGGCCGAAAAAGCAGAUGAGGGUGAGAUUGUAGUUGGAAACGAAGUAGAAGACUCGCUCAGUGAUGAUGAUAUAAAACGACUUGUAGUUGCUGUUGUUAUAUGCAUCAUCGGUACUGCUGCGGCGGGUGGGAAUUUAAUCUGGACCGCAUUGUUCUUUUGUAGCAUAAUCGGUGCAGGCGUCUGGUGGGCAUCAGAUAAAACUGAUGAGCUUGCCAUGUCUAUGAUACCACAACCCCAUCAAGAAUUGUAGCUAUUGCGUAACCUUAAACUAACCAGCUAUCAAAUAAUGAUUUGAUCUGGAUACUCGGAGCACAUGAGAUCAUUAUGUGUUCUUCUGAUUCAAAUGGCUCACCCAAAUCAUUAUGGACUCGUGUGAUAUUAUAUGUGUACCAUGUGCUUUUUAUUUAUUAUUUUGUUCAAUUUCUAUCAGAGUUGUUACAUUAAUAGGCGAAAUAUCACUACUGAUAUCAACUAUUAAGAAAAGAAUAAAAGUUCAUUUAUUUUUAUUGACAUCCUACACAUCUAAUGUCCAACAUAUAUGCUGGCUUCACUAUACUUGAUUGAAUUUGGUCUAUAAC
This is a messenger RNA of Styela clava, 1608 nucleotides long. RefSeq names its product cysteine-rich with EGF-like domain protein 2. Lineage: Eukaryota; Metazoa; Chordata; Ascidiacea; Stolidobranchia; Styelidae. The record is from RefSeq and is a predicted model, not a curated record. Gene Ontology annotation, molecular function: calcium ion binding.